ACCAAGGAGGAUGCAGGACUAGUUCCCUGAGCAGCGCUGUAGAGCAGUGCUAGGCAGGCUAAGGGGAGCUAGAGACGAAGCCUCUAGCCUGACACCUGCCAGGCCUGUGGCAUGCCUUGCAACGAAGGCCAAGGAAGUGCAGGUGUGACGGGAAGUGGCCCAGGGAGCUAGAGGCAGUAAAGGGGAGUAAAGGAGGACAGGACAAAGCUGCUUCCACAGGGUCCUUGGGUUGGGACCCAGAAUAGUGAGGGGGCCUGAGUCCUCCCUUCCCCCUCAUCUUGCCACCAAGGCAUGGCCCAUACAGACUGGAAACCACAGCUGGCCAUGGGAACAGUAGAGACUAAGGACUGCUGAUACAACCCCUGGAAGGCAGUGAGAGACUACUGUUGUAGGCAGUGUCCCAAAGAGGUUGUCAUGGUUCAGGAGUAACAGGGGUCUGGGGCAAGAGCGGGGAGUGAAGAUGGGGGACACACCAGCCAGAAGAGGACGUCCUGCUGAGUAAGAACUAAUUCUCUGGAGCAACCAGCAGGCGGUGCCGCAGUGGUGAGUUUGCUCCAUGGCAAACCUAUAUACACCAUAUGCCUCCCUAGCCCCGCAGGGAUAUAAAGUGCAGUGUCACUGGGGAGACAUUGGUUAGACAAGUCCAGUAAAGACCUGCCUGAUCCCGUGGGUACUUACCUGGAUAUGUAUCCUACAGGGCUCUCUGCUCACCCAGGCUGAACCUUCCUGUCGAAUCUGCUGUUUUUAGCAGGAUAGUCUCCAGCUGCCUCCCCGUUACCAGAGACUUUCUCCUGCCGGAUUAGCUGCACCACAGCAAACUGCCAGUGGGAUGUGCCACCAGUGCACAUAGCCAUUUGUCCCGUCACUGCACAGCACUGUGAUAAACACUCAGGGCUACCACAAGACACAUCCCCACUACAGGCCUCGCACACAGAGCAGUUUUGGGGGUGGCUUGUCUGAGCUCUGGCAAAAGGACCUGGGAAGUCCCAACAGGAAAUGGAGAGGAAAAGGAUGCAGAUCGUUAACCCUUUCAGUGCCUGCCCUUCCGGUAACAGCAUCCAAGAGGAGCUGGCUGGGAAUGAAUCAGGAUGUGAGCUGAACUGGAGCCCUGUGCUUCCCCGUAGCUCUGCAGACAAGGAGAGCUAGCAAAGGCAGCGAUGCUGAAAGAGUCCCAGCUGUCAUCACAAUGGCUACCUCAACCCCGGUCUCUGGAUUGUCUAUUCCAUGCCUGGCACUGAGUCUUCUCCUGGCAACCCCUGGGGCCGGGGCCCAGGAGUUCCAGCUGCUGCAGCCCCAGGGCGCCGUGUUGGUGUCAGCGGGAGAGACUCUCACCCUGCCCUGCUCUGUGACGGGGCUCAGUCCGGCAGGACCCGUGAAGUGGUUCAAGGGCUCAGGCCCCACCCGCCAGCUGGUUUAUGAAGAUAAAGAAUCAUUCCCCCGGGUGACGAGGGUGGUCCACAGUGACACCGACUUCACCAUCCGCAUCAGUGACACCCGCCCCGAGGACGCCGGGACCUAUCGCUGUGUGAAGUUCAAGAAGGGGCUGCGAGCCGAUGAGGAGAUCGGAUCCGGCGCUGGAACGGCCGUGUCUGUGAGCGCCAGGCCAUCGGCCCUGUCUGUGUCCCCACCCCCCAGCAGGGCAGAGCCGGGCACCCCAGUGACUUUCACCUGCACGUCUGGAGGAUUCUCCCCCAGAGACAUCACUGUGACCUGGCUCAAAAAUGGGGCCCCACUGCCGGCCCCCCAGCUCCGGGUUCUCCCCGAACACGAGAGCGUCUCCUACAGCGUGUCCAGCACCGUGGGGCUGUGCCUGAGCACAGGAGACGCCCUCUCCCAGCUCACCUGUCAGAUAGAGCACAGUGCCUUAGCAGCUCCCCUGCAUGGGACGUACAACAUCAGCCAUGCCUUGCGAGUUCCACCCAGGCUGCAAGUGGGCUCUGACCCGGCGGGGCCGGUCGCACGGAACGAGUCUGUGACGUUCACCUCCGCGCGGAGGGGUUCUACCCGCAGGGGACCAGUCUCAGCUGGCUGGAGAACGGAAAAGAGACAGAUCCGGGGAAACUCUCCCGCCCAACGGAGAAUCCAGACGGGACGUUCAUGUUGCAGAGCUCCCUGGAGGUCAGAGCAACCGAGCAGAGGAACCCGUCUGUGUUCACCUGUCGGGCUGUGCACGAUUCCCAGCCCCCCGUCAGUGCCAGCGCGACGCUGAGAGUCUCCCUGCCACCCACAGAGCCUGGCAAAGAUCCCGCUUCAUCUGAUGGAGGUCAGAGCCUGUUCUCCAGCCCGGCUCUCUGGAUUGGGCUCCUCCUGGAGAAGAUGCUGACUCGAGCCUUCCUCCUCUUCUUCUUCCUGAGGCGUAAGGAGUAACCAGGGAAAUGCAGCUUCUCUCUCCUGAUCUAUUCCCCGAUAUUCUCGCAUCCUCCCCACCUGCCAAGAUGUCUGUCUGCAGCCUGACUCCUCCCCAUCUCAGAGCCAGUUCGUGAUCUUCAGUGACCCCUGCUGGCCGGGCAGCUGGAGCCCAGGCCCAUAUUGGGAUGUAACUACCCCACAGUCAUACCUAAGGAUUGGGCAGCUGCUGAAAGGAUUCCUCCCUGCUCCCUUCAGCCCAGCCCUCUGCAGUAUUUGCACUGCCCUUCCCUACGGAGCCAAGCCAGUACGUGUGGAAUACCGUACGGGGUGAAAUGCAAAUUGGUCAUGUAUAUCAGUGUGUCUGUGGGACCUGGUGGCCCCGGAGCAACUCCCCUGAGUCCUGCAGGUUUGGCCAGAGGCUCAGACUCUCACUCUCUGGGCUGGUAGGAGCUGGGUGUUUUGUAGCUGUGACACUGCAACCUGACUGGAGAGAAACAGUCUUGUUCUGUUACUGCUAGCUCUGCCCUUGCCCAUCUCUGGAGAGGCCUAGAAAGAGUCCCAGAAGGCAGGGCCGGGUCACAUAAGUGCCCAUGCUGGUCUGUGCUUUGGCACCCUGGGGCGGUGGUGACAUAGACCAUCUGCAGGGCUGUGUGGUGCCUUUGCUGCUACAUGGACUCUGGCUGCAGCCUCCUGCCUGUGCUCAGCUGUGAGGAGGCAGGAGAUGUCUGUGUGAUAUUUUCACACAGAAACUAAACCGCCGUGGCAAUGCUUCAACUCACCCUGCCUUGGAGAGCAUGGGCUGAUCUGUCCGUGAGCCACUGGUCUGUGCUACCUCAAGGGCAACAGUGAAUAUUCCCUGUGUGUUCCUGCCAUGUGAGCUGGGAAGGGGUUUUGGGGAGAAUUGUGGCUCCCAAUUCACCUGCAUCUCUCCUCCGAAUCAAACAGCAUUUCUGGCCCCAGCACCUCUGGUGUAGCACAUCUUCUGCAGCUCCCUCCUUUCGAUGGGCAGCCAGAGGACAUGUCCUGGCAGAGAAAACCUUGGCAGUGGGAUUCCAAUAGAGCCACCCUCCCAGGCAGCCGGUGGGAGUGGCACUCAGCUGCAGAGCUGGCAUGGAUGGACACAGCUUGCAAGCUAAGAGCGUUGGCUGCUGGGCUUCCAGACAUUAGAACAGCCACAGAGGUCAGACCAAUGGUCUGUCCAGCUCAGAGCCCGGUCUUGCAACAGUGACCGGUGCCAGGUGCUUCAGAGGAACUGAACAGAAUAGGGCAGUUACUGAGCGAUUCAUCCCCUAUUGUCCAGUCCCAGCUCCUGGCAGUCGGAGGUUGGGGACACCCAGAGCAGGGGGAUGCAUCCCUGAGCUUCUUGGCUAGUAGGCAUUGAUGAACCUGUCCUCCAUGAACCCAAUUCUUUUGUGAAGGCCAAAGCUACAACUGGGUUCACAACAUCCCCUGGCAAUGAGUUCCACAGGCCCUCGGUGUGGGGCCCAGCCCCAGUGCUGCUUCCCUGGAGUAAAGGCCUUUCAUUCCUCUGCCCAUGCCAGAAGAACUAGGAGGAAAUUCCCUGGGGCCCUUUCUACAGGAUUUUACUGCCAGAGGCUCUGUUCUCACCCAGUGGGCCUGUUUCAGGGUAUCCCAAGCAGGCAGCCCAGCAGGGUGGUCAGGACGUGGGUUGGAUUGUUUGUGGCCAGAGGCUGGUGGUGUAUUAUUUAUAGUGGGGUUUGAAUAACAGCUGCUUCACUGAAUGCUCCUGGUUCCUUGCACCUAGCAUUUCUGGGGGUGGGGAGGGAAUCUAUUUAAAAAAAGAAUGUGCAUUUCUCCCCCCCCCCUCCCCCUUUAGCUCUAGACUCAGGGAGAUCAUAGCUGCAAUGGCAGUAGGGAUCACUGAGGCACAUGUUCCCUGCACAAACCAAACCCAAACCCCAAUCUUCUUCAGAGCUCAGUGACGUAAAAUGUACCAAGGGAGGUGCAGUGAACUGGGGGUAGUGGAGCCAGUUUCUUUCUAAGCUUUGUCUACACUGACACAUUUUGUCACGAAAAACUGCCUUUUGGCGACAAAACCGUGAGAGCAGUUAUGCUACGAUGUGACUUAUCAGGAAAAACACCUAGUUCUCCUUGGAGUGGUGUCUCUGUGGGUGCUCCACUCGGGUCUCAGUGCGUCCUUGUGCCAGCGAGCAGAGAUUUUUGCCUAGCAAUGCCUUCCUGCGUUGCGCAUGCACAGUCACAUCUUGCACUCUUUUCGUCCAUUGGCUGCAUGCGUGGGUGCAGGUCCCCCUCCGUUCCUUUCCUACUCUCCUCAGCAGAAGACAGACUCUCUCAGCAGUGCUAUUUUUCGGACUGAAAUUUUUUAAAAAUAGAGUUGUUAGUUUGUAGUAUUGUUAGUAGUUCAGUCACUUUAUAGUUAGUGUUAACCAGUUCUAGUUAGUUUAAAAAAAACAUGUUUGCCCUGUGUGAUGUAGUGGGGGAACGGUCCACUCACUGGUUGCUAUGCUUGUGCUGUGGGUGACCUCUACUGGCCUGCGUCUGUAAGCACUGCCCAGCGCGGGGGCCUGAGGACCCUCAGGUCAUGUACACAGUAACCCAACCAGUUCUUACCUCAUGAGGGAAGAGAUCUGAACAAAGGAAGUCUGUAGUUUAGAAAAGGGGCAGUUUUUGCUGGGAAAACAUGAAGAGACUGAGCUGAGUACUGGGGGUACAGGGCCUAUGGACCCCUACCCCAAGAGGUCUGAGGCUGCCUGCCUCCUCACUUCGAUGCCCAUAUAGAACCUGGACUGUGCUGUACCUUG
Messenger RNA from Pelodiscus sinensis (Chinese soft-shelled turtle), 5132 nucleotides. The record is from RefSeq and is a predicted model, not a curated record. Lineage: Eukaryota; Metazoa; Chordata; Testudines; Trionychidae.